Messenger RNA from Rubroshorea leprosula, 1308 nucleotides. The record is from the annotation of a GenBank genome assembly. NCBI's taxonomy places the organism in Eukaryota, Viridiplantae, Streptophyta, Magnoliopsida, Malvales, Dipterocarpaceae.
GUACUUAAGGAGGUGUGUUAUACAAAAGCCUUUACUCAGUGGAUUUUUUUUUAAGCGUCUUGCAUUUGAAAGCAUUUGAAAGCCUUUACUCUAGAAUUUGGCAGUUGUGAUUUAUAUGUUCUUUUAUAAUGAACAGAAGAAGCAGAGGAGUAGCAGAGUCCUCCAAUGGCUGGCCUGAUCAUUUUCAACGAAGAACUGCUGCGAAAGCUUGCUUCUGUGAUUUACCACAAGGAGGCAGAGGCAAUCAAGAACUUCCAAUUCAAUUCUUAACCAGAAUGCGCGAAAUACCUCAGCAAUUGCAAAAGUAACUACGAAUCCACAAUUGGGAUUUUGAAUGAUGGCCUUGGAUUGAAGGAAGGAUUUUAGGAUGACGAGAUCAAAAGUCCAAUUGCUCAUGACAUCUUCUCUUACAUCAAAAGAUGCAUCAACAGUGCACUCCAGGCCGACUGAAACUACACUCUUCGUAUGAGCUAUCUGAAUAAGAUCAAGGAACACUCCAACGCUCUUAUAGAUGCACUCAGGAAGCUGGACCAGACGAGUCCAACCAACGUUCAGAGUCUGGCUAUGGAAGCAGUGCAGUACCAAACUGCUAUGUUGGAGUAUACCAAGAAGCGUCAGAGUGAAGCAUCGAGUAUCUUCUCGAAAUGGAUCAAAGAGAAGGGCUGGACCUUUGACGAGCUCGUCAAAAGAUAUCAGGCGAUGCUAGGAUUGAACAGACCGUUCAAGAACCUGAAAGAAGUGGAAAAGCUACAGUUUACGAGGAAAUUAUUGAAGCUUCAGGGUGGGGCAGAGCUGUAGUGAACCAAAUAUCGAUGACAUCGGAGUAGCAGGGAUCGCCGUGCUCCACUUCACUGCAGGGAGCUGGGUGUGGGGCAUAUAUAUACCAUCAGAGCACAAGCUUGAGACGGUGAGUAGAGAUAUCCUACAGGUCGCAUCGGCAACGGGCGGUGCGAUGUUGGGAGAAGUGGUGGCGGCUGCCUUGCAGACCGUCAUCGUUGCUACGUGGCUCCAAUGCCUGAUGGAGUGGUCCUUGCUCGUCAAAUUGCCCAUCAAGAUUCUGUGGCUGCUAGAUUUUCAACUCUGGUGGAGGUCACCUACGGCCAUCACUGCAAAUAAAAUAAAACUAGCUUCCACUAUCCUGCAAUGCGUGCUUCCCACUAUGUCCCUAUGCUAUAAUUUGUGAUGUAAAACAGUUUUGUAUUAUGUUUCUAUGCUACGAAACUAGUUUUCCCACACCACACUAAUGUAUUAUGUUUUUACGUUAUAAUUUGCAAAGCAAUGCAUUGUAAAUUAAUUUGAAAUUUAAAA